Fusarium odoratissimum NRRL 54006 is the source of this 1085-nucleotide messenger RNA. RefSeq lists its product as uncharacterized. Lineage: Eukaryota; Fungi; Ascomycota; Sordariomycetes; Hypocreales; Nectriaceae. The record is from RefSeq and is a predicted model, not a curated record. The transcript has 3 exons. Bases 488 to 751 code for a protein of 87 amino acids.
CAACUAUUCUUUUGGAUUUCACAAGGUUCACAUCCUAGACCAUCCGUGUAAGUCAGCAUCUAAACAUUGAUUUGUGGAGAUUUUGGUUAGCACUGUCUGCUCAACUGCGUAGCCAGCAUCAGACCAAAUUAGGGGGAACACAAAGCUGAACAAACACGGAGACAUGCAUCUUGCACUGAUAGUCUAAGGUAAUACACACCGAAAAAUUUCAUGGCGUACCUAGCCGUCCCUGCCUGGUCAAGAUCUAGCUGGGUUUCUGGUGAUAGAGUGGCGCAUCCAACAUGUGGCGGUGCUUGUGGCUCAUUCCCAGCCUUGUUGCUGAGGCAGGAAAGGAGCUAAACGGCGACACAUUGACGCAUUACCACCACCAGCAACGGAGCUAUAGUUACCUAGUAUCAACGUCGCAAACAACAAUCCAUCACCACCACACUCAUAGCGAUACAUCGAUUGGCCAGCCAUACUUGAGCUCUUUCCAGAUACGCCCAUCAUGAAGCCCGUCGUCAGCGCCUUCAAUGCGUGGUCAUGCACCGUUCUCUCCGUUUUCGCCAUUGUUAUUCUCAGCGCUCUCGCAGGUCUCUAUCGAAGCAACCAUGAAGAAUUCACGGGUGGCGUAGAUGAUCCCGAAGAUGGCAAGGCAGUUUCAGACACCAUCUUCAUCGCCGUCCUCGUCUACGUUGCUUUCUUCGUCUUUUGUGGCUUCCAAGGGUUCCUCCAUACCCGAGAAAGCCGUCGAGGCGCGAUCGCUCUGUAACAAUACUAUCGAUCAGCGAGCAGAGCACGACACGGAACCUGGCGUUCUGGGGAUUUUUAUUGAUUUGAGUUUGGAAUGGCAUUGUAUUUGAAAGACGAGCAUUAUAGUUGCGUGGGCAAAAGAGAAGAUCAGCAUGGGAUGAUGAUCAAGACGACGCGUAUACUGUCCAAAGGCACGCGAUGUACAGAAUAUUCUUUGGCUUAGACGGUUUAUUAAGUUUUGCUUCCUACUAUUCAUCCUGCAAUGUAACAUACUGUCUUGUGUGGCUCAAAUAAUAUUACUAUGUUGAAUGACCCGGCCAGCGCUACGUGUGUUCAAGCUUGGUUGGCUGUAC